AUGGGGGUGGGGGUGUGGUUUGGGGGUGUAUUGGGGAUGGGGGGGUGGGGUAUGGGGGGGUGGUGGGGGGGUUGGGGGGGAUGGGGGGGGUGGUGUGUGGUGUGUUUGUGGGGUGGUUUGGGGUUGGUGGUUGGGGUGGUUUGUGAUGGUGUUUGGGGGGGGGUUGGGUGGGUUGGUUUGGUUGGGGGUUGGUUGUGUUUGGGGUGGGGGUGUGGUGGUUGUGUGAUGGUUGGGGGUUGUGUGGGGGGUGUUGUGGGUGUUGUGGGGGUGGGGAUGGGGGUGGGGGGGUUUAGUGUUUUGGGGGUUGUGGGUUGGGGAGUAGAUGAGGUGGUUGGGUUUGGGGGAUUGGGGGGGUUUUUUGUGUUUGGUGGUUUGUGUGGAAUGGUGUUGGAUAAAUGGUUUGGUUGGUUGGUGGGGAUAUUAUGGGGUUUUGUGAUGAUUGUGGGGUGGGUUUUGUUUGUGUUGGUUGUGUUGUGUAUGGGGGUAGUUUUGUUUUGUGUGGUUGGGUGUUUGUGGUUUUGUUGGGGUUUUGGGUUGGAGGUUAGUUGGGGUUUGGUUGGGUAG
Molecule: messenger RNA, 564 nt
Organism: Knipowitschia caucasica
Lineage: Eukaryota; Metazoa; Chordata; Actinopteri; Gobiiformes; Gobiidae
Source: the annotation of a GenBank genome assembly